GCCCAUUACUGGAAAUCGGAAACUAAAGAUUUAAGAAUUUUAACUUUUUGAAGUGAUCUCGUCGAGUUCUGGUAGAAGUUUAGAGAGUUGAGUUUGCCGAAUCCGAAACCUUCCGAGAUAAACAAUGGCGGAAGAUUUGGUGCUAGAUACGGCGAUCAGAGACUGGGUGUUGAUACCAUUAUCGGUGGUGAUGGUGCUCAUCGGCGUCCUCCGUUACUUCGUAUCUAAGCUCAUGCGUUCCGAUCAAGUUCCCGAUCUCAAAAUCGUCAAAGAAGGGCAACUGAUAACUAGGGCGAGGAAUCUUAGGGCUGCUGCUAAUUUCAUCCCUGCCAAGUCGUUCCGUGCUCGUAAGCACUACUACAGCAAUGAGGAGAAUGGAUUAUUACAUGUACCCAAGGGUCAAGCUCAGAACCCACAGGCACAGAUGUUUUCAGACCCAAACAUGGCUAUGGAUAUGAUGAAAAAAAAUCUCUCGAUGAUUAUUCCACAGACGCUUACGUUUGCAUGGGUCAACUUUUUCUUCUCUGGAUUUGUAGCAGCAAAGAUCCCAUUUCCUCUUACUCAGAGAUUCAGGGCAAUGCUGCAAAAUGGCAUAGACUUGAGCACUGUCGAUGUUAGUUACGUCAGCAGUCGUUCCUGGUAUUUUCUAAAUCUUUUUGGGCUAAGGGGUCUCUUUAGUCUUAUUCUUGGAGAAGACAAUGCAACUGAUGAUACACAGCGCAUGAUGCAAAUGGGUGGAUUUGGAUUUGACCCAACCAGGAGUUUGGGUGCAGAGAAAGAUAAUCUGGACAUUGUCCAACAUGACUGGGCGUUGCCAAAAUUUGAGCAGCGAGCAGAAUCAGUUUUGAAGAAACUUGUCCAGAAAUAACCGAGUACAUACGUUAGUGCUAUUCUGCUGCUAUCCACCAUGCUCUUCUUGGUGUCUAUGCGCCGUGAUCCAAGUACUUCAGAAUGAAAGGGUGUCUAUUGUCGUGGAUGAAAUCAGCCAAAACCGCAUGCCUUACAUUGUUUGCCCCCCUUUUUAGUUAAAGAAACUAUCUUUGAUAUUGGUUAAUGGUAAUACUGUGCCUAGCUGCUGACAUCUUAUGCCACGGAAUUAGAGUAUUGUUAAUCUUAAGGAAUUUCCCAAUCGUACUACUGUAAAAGUGUAUUUUUCUUUUCGUUUAAAAACAUGUCUCCCUCCAUUUCAUAGUA
Salvia hispanica is the source of this 1194-nucleotide messenger RNA. RefSeq lists its product as uncharacterized. NCBI's taxonomy places the organism in Eukaryota, Viridiplantae, Streptophyta, Magnoliopsida, Lamiales, Lamiaceae. Gene Ontology annotation, biological process: protein folding in endoplasmic reticulum. The record is from RefSeq and is a predicted model, not a curated record. Gene Ontology annotation, cellular component: membrane; EMC complex.